AUGAGUCUGAAAGUUAAAUUUUACAGGAGUGUAGUGAGACCAACUAUGCUUUAUGGUUCGGCGAUUGACAGGAGAAUAGAACAGAGUACGAGUGUUGCGGAAAUGAGAAUGCUUAGAUGGAUGAGUGGGGAAACAAGAGAAGAUAGAAUGAGGAGAGAUUGUAUUGGUGUACUGUUGAUCGUGGACAAGAUGAGAGAAAAUAGACUGAGAAGGUUAGGGUGUGUGAUGAGGCAAGAGGAAACAAAAUCAAUAAGAGUGGUUAUGAAAAUCAACGUUAAAGGGAAAAAAUGGUUGAAAAUGAUAAUAAAGCAUGUUGGUGUGCAUAGGGGAUGUAGAAAAUUGAGACAUGUGGAAUUUUAG
Molecule: messenger RNA, 360 nt
Organism: Sipha flava (yellow sugarcane aphid)
Lineage: Eukaryota; Metazoa; Arthropoda; Insecta; Hemiptera; Aphididae
Exons: 1
Coding region: 1-360 (119 amino acids)
Source: RefSeq, a predicted model, not a curated record